Molecule: messenger RNA, 1851 nt
Organism: Microsporum canis CBS 113480
Lineage: Eukaryota; Fungi; Ascomycota; Eurotiomycetes; Onygenales; Arthrodermataceae
Product: rRNA processing protein RRP9
Exons: 2
Coding region: 1-1851 (616 amino acids)
Cellular component (GO): small-subunit processome
Molecular function (GO): snoRNA binding; protein binding
Source: RefSeq, a predicted model, not a curated record
AUGUCCUCUUUUUUUACGCUCCCUGCUUCCCAGCGAAAGCGCAAAAGGGAAGAUCGAGUAGGAGCUCCGGUAGCUAAGAAACGAGGCGUUACGAGCAAAGGCGCACCUCAGACUGGUGAUAAAUCCCGGCGGCAAAGAGACAGAGAUGAAUCGAUAUCGGGGAGUGAAUCUGAAGGAGAUGAGGGGUCUGAGGCUGUAGCUGGCUCGGACGACGAAUCACUCUCAGGAUCAGACGAAGACGAAACCGCGGCAGAGCGAAGAUUGAUAUUGGCAGAACAAUAUUUGCAUCAUGUCAGGGAGGAGGUUGACGAGGUUGGAUUUGACGCUGCAGAUAUUGAUCGUGACUUGAUCGCGGAGAGAUUGAAGGAGGACGUGGAUGAAUCGAAAGGACGGGCAUACAGGCUUGUGGCCUCGACACUCUCACUCUCAACUGCUUCUCAUUCAUAUUUCCGCGCGGACACAAAUACUACCACCGCCGUCGCCUUACACUACCCGUUUAUCUAUACCGUGUCAAAGGAUAGGACGCUGAUAAAAUGGGAGCUAUCUACUCCUCUUCCAACUACUUCCUCCUUACAGAAUGGGGAAGACUCUCGACCUAAUCGACCACUGCGGAAAAAGCCAAAAAAGAUUAGAUGGGCGCGCGGGCUACGGCCAACAAGAGAUGGUGGGGAGAAACAAGGACAUGUCAGUGAAAUACUGGCUGUUGCAGUCUCGCCAUCCGGCCAAUUCAUUGCGACUGGAGGUGCUGACAACCGAUUAAUCAUCUGGGAUGCUCAAUCUCUUACCCCCUUGAAAACAUUUACACACCAUCGCGAUUCUGUCAGCGGUUUAGCCUUUACUCAGCGUAUAUCCUCAUCGAGCUCUGGUGAACAGCUGUUUUCUGCCUCAUUUGACCGAACCAUCAAAACCUGGUCCCUUAGCCCCGAUGCACACGCCUAUGUUGAAACGCUAUUUGGUCACCAAGAUCAUGUUUUAGGAGUCGCUUCUAUGAUAACUGACCAAUGUGUCAGCGUUGGCUCGAGAGACCGCACAGCAAGGCUAUGGAAGGUCAUCGAUGAAACACAGCUGGUAUUCCGCGCUGGAGGCAUGUCUAAAACCUGCCAAUAUUCCCCAAACUCGACAGACUGUGUGGCCGCCAUGCCACCGACACAUUUUGUCACUGGCUCAGAUUCUGGCGCAAUAUCACUAUGGUCCAUUCACAAAAAGAAACCUCUCCAUACGAUUUACGAAGCACACGGCCUAGAUCCUCUCCCUCCCCCUGAAAAGCUCUCAUCUGAAGCCGACGUUAACUCGCAAGCGGCAAAAACCGCAAACGUUCGCCAAACCCCUCGCUGGAUAACAGCGUUAGCCACAGUACCAGGUACAGACAUCGUGCUAAGCGGUAGCUGGGACGGGUGGAUUCGCGCAUGGGAGGUCUCUGAAGACAAGCGCCGGCUUCGCCCACUUGGUUGCAUUGGUGGAAAGGAAGUACCAAAGGACUUGACCCUCUCUAACGGCACAUCCCACCCCCCUUCAGAUGCAAUGUACGCGGAUACCGACGAAGACAACCGAUCUCAUACCUCACCUCCACUCAGGGGUAUUGUGAAUGGAAUAUCUGUUUAUGAACGACGGGGUAUUGAGUCUACGAAACCUGGCCAUCCUUCUCUUUCUACAAUGAAUAAUAAAAAAUCAUCCAACGCGAAAUCUCACGGAACGGAUGUCAAGGGUCUUUGUAUAGUAGCUGCAUUGGGCAAGGAACAUCGUCUUGGGCGCUGGAAAGUAUUUGAUUCUAAUGAUUCGAAGAAUGUUGGAUGUGAUGAGGUGGGAGGUAGAAACGGCGCUGUUGUAUUUGAAGUGCCUUUUUCAAACUGA